AUGGGCAAUCGUCCAGGAAGUAUUGUGAGUAAACAAAAACAUAAAAAAAGCAACACAAAUUUACCCUCACUUCCUUCACAACCAACAGAAUCAGCAUCAACAACUAAAACAACACAUUUUGAAACAUUUAUACUUGUUUGGCUUGAUCCUAAUGUUGAUUCAAAUAACGAAAAUUUGCAAACUCAAGAACGCUUACGAGAAAUUCUAACAUGUCUUAUAACAUUUGAUACAGUUGAAACAUGUGAACACUGGCUUAAAAAAUGUUCUUCCGAUGAAAAAAUUAUUCUCAUUGUAUCGGGUACAUAUGGACGAGAAAUUGUACCAAAAAUUCAUCACUUACAAGCAAUAAUUACCAUUUAUAUUUAUUGUUUGGAUGUUGAGCAUAAUAAAGGUUGGAGUCAAAAUUUCGCCAAAAUUCGAAAUGUUAUAUCUUCAACAGAUACUCUUCUACAUGAAUUAUCUCUUGAUCAGAUAAAUCUUGAAAGUGUUGAAGAUUCUAAAGCAUUAAAAAUUUAUAAACAUGAACAACAAGUUUGUUCUCUUGAUAUUAAAACUAUGUCAUUCGUAUAUUAUCAACUUUUACUUGAAAUUCUUAUAUCUCCGAGCUAUAUAACAACACAAGGGACGUUUUAUGAGCUAAUUCAUACUCUUCGUCAGUAUAGUUCUGAUGAUCAAUAUGGUACAAAUCUAAUUAAUGAAUUCCAAAAAACAUAUCAUCGAAAUAAAGCUGUAUCAUGGCUUAUACGUGAUACACCCUUGAUACGUUUUGUUAAUAAAGCAUUACGUGAACAAGAUAUUGACAUGCUUUUUGAAUUACGUUUUCUUCUUGUUGAUAUUCAUUCUCAAUUAACCACCCAUCAAGCACGAUCACUCAAUGUAUAUAAAUUACAACUUAUGUUGAAAAAUGAAAUGGAAAAUAUUCGAGCAAAUCCAGGUCAAUUACUAAUUGUAAAUGGAUUUCUAUUUGCAUCGACUAAUAUGUCUCAAUUGAUGUCUACAAUUACGAAUAAUGAUCAAUAUGAAACAAUUUUAUUUGAUAUUAAAGCAGAUUUUCGUCCUGGUGUAGUUCCUUUUGCUUUUCUUCGUGAUAUUGAUUCAAGUAUACAACAUAGAAUAGAUCGAGAAGUACUUUUUAUGUGUGGUUCAAUAUUUGAAGUUGGUCCAUUAAUAUAUGAAGAUUCUAUAUGGAAACUUCAAUUAAAAUUAGCUAGUGAAAGUGAUUCAUCAAUAUUAUUUCAUAUGAAAGAAAAAUUGAGAGAAACUAAAAAUUUAAGUAUUAUUGGUGAUCUAUUAAAUCAAUACGAUCAAGAAGAAAAAGCUAAUAUUUAUUAUGCAAGAAUUUCUAGUGAACUACCAAAAUCUCAUACUUUCGUAACACCAACCAAUAAACAAUCAAUUAAAAAGUGUACCAGAUCAAAUUCUAACUCUUUUCCUAAUGUUCCAUUUAUUCUUGUAAAUUUAUCUGAACAUAUGUCUGAAUUUGCUUCAGCUGUGUUAAAUAUUCUUUCUUCUGUAACAUCCAAACUUAUACAUGUUAUGAAUGAUGUAUCAUCUGAUGAUUUUUAUCAAUGGCCUAAAAGACCAAUAUCAAUAUUUACCACUGCACAAUUCAUAUCUCCAUUAGAAAAAAAAAUACCAAAGUAUUUAAAAACUUUUGUAUUCAGUGAUAGCAAAAAUAAUACUGAACAACAACAAUUUACAACUAUUGAUGAAUUAAUAUGCCGAUUAGUUGAUGAAAUAAUUCAACAUUAUCGAUUCGAGGCAAAUGAAUUUAUUAAAAUGGAGAAUUCAAUUAAAGCACAAGAACAAUAUAAACAAAUAAAUCGAAUUUAUCGUGAAUUAAGAAAAAUCGAUGAGAAAUUUUCAAAAAUUAAUUCUUCUGAGAAACAAUCGGAAAAUAUUGCACCAGUAUUAAUUUGGUUAUUAUCAAAUUUAGGAAAUGACGAGAAAGACUCAAAGUUUAUUGAAGAAAAGUUCAAAGAUAAUUUUUCAUCAUAUCUUACUUUUUAUGAUGAAUCUGAAUUUCAUUCUCGUUUAGUUAUCGGAGAAAAUGUAACUGAUAUGUUUAUUAUCAUUUAUAGCAAUUAUGAAGAAUUAAUUGUACAGAAUGUACGUGAAUUACCUAAUGUUAGAUAUGUUUAUUAUUAUGGAGAAUCAAAAAAGAAGAGUGAUAAUAUUAUAACAGAUCGAGAUGAUCUUUUUUAUCGUCUAACAUCUAAUCUUAUUGAUUAUUAUGCGAAAUUAGGUGAAAAAUAUCAAACUAAUAAACAAUCAAAAGAAGCUCGAAAAAUAUUUUUAAAAGCACAAAAAUUGUGUCGCCUUUUAUCAGAAAAUUGCUUUUCACCAGAGUGA
This is a messenger RNA of Rotaria sp. Silwood1, 2352 nucleotides long. The record is from the annotation of a GenBank genome assembly. NCBI's taxonomy places the organism in Eukaryota, Metazoa, Rotifera, Eurotatoria, Philodinida, Philodinidae.